AUGGUACUCAAGUGGUUAAGGACUCAAACUUCUGGCUUUAGCCCUCCUAAGUCACCCCAUCCCUCGCCUCCCCACCCCAGGACUUCCCCAGCCUUCUCUCCCCACACCAAGAACUUCCAAGACAUCCCAAGCCCAUUCACUCCACUCCAGGAUCUCCUCAACCUUUCCUCCCCACACCACGACUUCCCCAAUCUUUUUUCCCCACACCAGGCCCUCCCAAGUCAUCCCCAGCCUCUCCUUCCCCACCCCAAGAACUCCCUAAACUCUCAUCCCCACACCUUCACUUCUAAGACAUCCCCAGCCUCUCCCCUCUACCCCAGGAGGUUCUUAAUCUUCCUCCCACAUCAAGACCUUCCCCAGUCAUCCCCAGUCUCUCCUCUCUACCCCAGAACCUUCCCAACCUCCCUUUCCCACACAAGGAUCUCCUCAAUCUUCCCCAACCUCUCCUCCUCAUCCCCAGGAGUUCCUCAAUCUUCCCUCCCCACAUCAGGACUUCCCCAGCCUUUCCUUUUCACAACAGGAUCUCCCUAUAAUUCCCCAGCCUCUCCUCUCUACCCCAGAACCUCCCCAACCUCCCUUUCCCACAAGAGGACCUCCGGCAGUCUUCCCCAACUCUCCUGCCAAGCCUUUCCUUUCCACUCCAGGACAUCCCCAAAUCUCUCUUCCUCACCCAUAGAACUCCAGAAGCACUCCCCUCAUCCCGGCUCUUCUCCCCACCCUAACCUCUCCUCUCAUCCCAGGAACACAGCCACCCCAGCCUCUUCUCCCCACCUUGAGUACCCCAGUCGAUCCCUUUCCCACCCAAACAGCUCCCCAAUCACCACCCUUCCCCCCCCAGCAAUACGACCCCUGCCUCACCUUCUUAAACAGGUGGCCAAUCACACCCCUGCCACCUUAGCAAUGCACCCCAGCUUACCCUCACCCUUCGCCUCCCCACUGGGUAGAAAGUAA
Molecule: messenger RNA, 951 nt
Organism: Portunus trituberculatus (swimming crab)
Lineage: Eukaryota; Metazoa; Arthropoda; Malacostraca; Decapoda; Portunidae
Product: vegetative cell wall protein gp1-like
Exons: 3
Coding region: 1-951 (316 amino acids)
Source: RefSeq, a predicted model, not a curated record